Messenger RNA from Megalobrama amblycephala (Wuchang bream), 4641 nucleotides. It is a transcript of the gene larp1, whose product is annotated as La ribonucleoprotein 1, translational regulator. The coding region runs from base 263 to 3271 and encodes 1002 amino acids. Gene Ontology annotation, molecular function: RNA cap binding. Gene Ontology annotation, biological process: mRNA stabilization; positive regulation of translation. NCBI's taxonomy places the organism in Eukaryota, Metazoa, Chordata, Actinopteri, Cypriniformes, Xenocyprididae. The transcript is spliced from 19 exons. The record is from RefSeq and is a predicted model, not a curated record. Gene Ontology annotation, cellular component: cytoplasmic stress granule; cytosol.
GCCCCGCUACGCGUACGUGCGCGCUCACGUACAGCGCGUGGUUCUUUCACAUUGCCGUAAGUAGCGAAGACUAGUCCGUCGUUUUAAAGGUUCCAGGCGUUCUUUUACAUGUUUUAAUUGUAAUUAACCACUCUGCGUCUUAGACUGAAGCCUUUUUAGUCUAGGGGUGGAGUGGAGAGUGUCGAGAGGCUCCCGCUGGACGUCAACCGAUCUUUUUGGCAGCACAUUGCGGCGGAUUUGAGGGGUGUUUGUUAGAGGAGAAAUGGCCACUGAGGUGGAGACUCUCCUGCCGAACAACCCGCUGCUGAAGCCGGAGGAGGGCGGCGAGGGAGGAGGGUUUGCGCUGAAGGAGCAGAGCCUGAAACGGGCGAAGGAUGAGAGCAACAGCCAGGCGAAGGAGAACCUGAACCAGGAGAGCGAAGAAGACGCCUGUAAGAAGGAGUUUACUGAAGCACCGCCGCCCAAGGUGAACCCGUGGACGAAGAAGAUGAGCGGCGUCAACGGACAAACGCUGCACGAGCAUUCUGGGCCCACAAAGGUUGUGAAGGCGGGAAAUACGCGAAUGAGACGAGGAGGAAAGGUGGGGGAUUUUGGAGAUACGAACAACUGGCCGACACCUGGAGAGAUCGCUACGAAGGAAGUUCAGGUUGUGAAGAAGUCAGUAGUCAAACGAGAGUUCAAAGGAAAGAGGGAAAAUGAAGAGAGCAAAGAGAACCUGAAAGCCAAAUCGGACGACUCUGGAGAAGAUAAAAACACUGAUGAGGAGUCGCAGAAAAACGGACACAAAAAGAGAGGAAAUAAGCACAAGUGGGUUCCUCUCAUGAUCGAGGUGAAGUCUGAAGGUCCGCGUGAGCGCUCGGCCUCCCGGAACAACACGCGUCAGUUCGACGCUAAUCGUAUCCCCCCCGGCGGCAGGAACGACCUGAGAGAUUGGCACAGUGGGAAGUACGAUCAGGAGUUGAGGGAUGACCAUGACGAGGUGUCCAGCGUGAAGAGCGAGGGAGCGCCGUACAGAACCGCUGCCAGGGGACGCGGCCGUGGACGGGGACGAGGAAGAGGACGAGGCAGAGGAGCCGGCAGAGGUCAUUAUGACUACUACUACGGCCAUAAAGGCUAUGAUGGAAAGGAUGGUGCCUGUGGUCAGAAGUUCAACAGCACGGUGACCUACUAUUACGACAACAUGAGCAGUACUGACCUGUACGCUGUGGACCAUGACCUGCUCAAGGACUACAUCAAGAGACAAAUUGAAUACUACUUCAGUGUUGACAAUCUGGAGAGGGAUUUCUUCCUGCGCAGGAAGAUGGAUCAGGAGGGCUUCCUGCCGGUCGCUCUGAUCGCGAGCUUCCACCGCGUGCAGGCGCUCACCACAGACGUCAGCCUCAUACUAGAGGCCCUGAAGGACAGUAAAGUAGUGGAUAUCACGGAUAUGAAAAUCCGCUGCAAGGACGAGCCUGAAAAAUGGCCCCUGCCGGGCCUGGCUUUGCCUGACCAUUCGCAGACAGAUUUUGCUCAGUUCAUCAACUGCCCGGAGUUUGUUCCCAGGAACGUGGACAAACAGACAGGUUCUCCGAGAGCCUCCACACCCGCGCAGCCCAAGACAGACGAUGUGAGCAACCUGAAGCUGAUGCCGAAGGGCCUGUCAGCCAGUCUUCCGGAUCUAGAUUCGGAGUCGUGGAUCGAAGUCAAGAAGAGGCCUCGGCCUUCACCGGCUCGACCCAAGAAAGCAGAGGAGGCGCGGACGCCCGUUCAGCCCGGCCCGACGUCAGGCGAGCAGGAGCAGGACGAGCCCGAGGAGCUGGACUUCAUGUUUGACGAGGAGAUGGACCAGAUCGACGGCCGACGCAACACUUUCACCGACUGGUCGGAUGAAGACUCGGACUGUGAAAUCGAUGAUCGAGACGUCAACAAGAUUCUCAUAGUCACACAGACGCCACCGUACCUGCGCAAGCAUCCUGGAGGAGACCGCACGGGAAACCACACCUCCCGCUCCAAACUGACCAGCGAACUGGUGAAGGUCAUUAACGACGGACUUUAUUACUAUGAACAAGACCUCUGGGACGAUACGUACGAACCAGAAUAUGCCAUGAUCAAGCAAGAAGUGGAGAACUUCAAGAAGGUGCACCUGAUCAGCAGAGAGCAGUUUGACUGUCUGACCCCUGAGCCGCCCGUCGACCCCAACCAGGAGGUUCCUCCAGGACCGCCGAGACCCCAGCAGAUCCCCACGGAAGCCUUGGCCAACAAACUGUUUGGCGCCCCUGAACCGUCGGCUAUCGCUCGCUCUCUUCCGACUACAGUGCCUGACUCGCCCAACUACCGCAGUGCCCGCACACCCCGGACGCCUCGCACCCCGCGGCUGAAGGACCCCACGCAGACGCCCCGCUUCUACCCUGUGGUGAAGGAAGGACGGCCGCUCGAUGCUAAGACCCCUCGCAAAAGAAAGACGCGGCACAGCUCCAAUCCGCCCAUGGAGUGUCAUGUGGGCUGGGUGAUGGACUCCAGAGAGCACCGCUCCCGCACCGCCUCGGUCAGCUCAAACGCGAGUCCGUCAGAAGGCACCGCGGCGAUGGGUAAUUACGGCUGCACGCCUCAGUCUCUUCCCAAGUUCCAGCACCCCUCGCACGAGUUACUGAAGGAGAACGGCUUCACGCAACACGUUUACCACAAGUACCGGCGACGCUGCCUCAACGAGCGGAAGCGGCUGGGCAUCGGACAGUCUCAGGAAAUGAACACGUUAUUUCGCUUCUGGUCAUUCUUCUUGCGGGAUCACUUCAACAGAAAGAUGUACGAGGAAUUCAGACAGCUGGUGGUGGAGGAUGGAAAGGAAGGAUACAGGUACGGUCUGGAGUGUCUCUUCAGGUUCUACAGCUAUGGACUUGAGAGGAAGUUCCGGCCGGACAUAUUUAAAGAUUUCCAAGAGGAGACCAUUAAAGACUAUGAAGCAGGCCAGCUGUAUGGACUCGAGAAGUUCUGGGCUUUUCUUAAAUACUCGAAAACAAAGAACAUGGAGAUCGACCCCAAGCUGCAGGUGCAUUUGAGCAAGUUCAAGCGUCUGGAAGACUUCAGAGUGGAUCCGCCCAUGGAUGAAGGUGGGCGUAAGAGACACCCUUCCAGUGGCGAUGGCCGUCGCCGCCAUCCUUCCCAGCCGUCUAGCCGAACCCAGACACAGGGCGCUUCAGGCCCCGCCCUCUCCGCUGGAGCUCCUCCCACCAGAGAUGAUGCCAAAACCCCGAGCCAGCGAACAGCUGCGGCAGACGCCAAGCCUCCGAAAUGAGUGGGCCGCUCGCCCUCACGGCGCUCCGCUGCGGGUCAGACCGACCGACCGACCGACCACACAAGCAUGACACAACGGCUUGCCAACGAAUGGCUCACGAUUGUCAAAUCAAGGCUCUUCCAUCUUCCCCUCGUUCACAGCAUUCGUGUAUCAGAAACGGACAGCAGAGGGCAUGAGAAAUUCUUCCAUUCUUUCUUUUAUUAAAGACUUUGAAGUUUUAUUCCUGUUGUAUCAUUGGGGUACAAAAAGGCUUUUGUUGAAUCUUUCUGCUUUAUAUCCUCAGUGGACUCACUGUUUUAUUUGGCUGAACGAUGCGUGAUUCCACCAUGAUUUUUAUUUUCUUUCCUUGUAGGGCGUAAAGAUUGUGUUGAACGAUGAUGAUGAUGAUGAUGAUGAUGAUCAGAUUGCUCUUGACUAGACUAGGUACUGGAUGAGGCAAACACAGAGAAUAAUGCAAAUACUCUAGAUCUGCAGUUGUUUGAGCGAGAUGAUUUUAUGUUACCGGUUUUUCGGGGGUCUAUAGCAAAUAACUUUCGGGGGGUCGUAAGCUUUGGCCAUCACUGUGACACUAAUGUCCCGCCUGCCAAAUCCUCUCGCUUGCUUCCAAGUGUCACGGUCUGUUACAGAAGACGACGACUCUUACCUUCAGCGGUCAGUUGUGUUCACAUGGACGAAUCAUUCCUCAGCUCGAGGACGGGAAGAGCCGUGGACGAACCGGACGGAGACGUGAAGCCGAGCUCUGUUCCCGUCGCUCGUCCACCGGCAGAUUUCCAAGAUCUCGUGCGAACGGGAGUCAUUACCAGAGUGUUGAUCCUAGUGUACAUAUGAAUUCAAGAAUUAAGAGACAUUACACCACCUGGCUGUACGUGUCAUUUAUUGUUUAUAGAGAUAUAUUUGCCUUACGUGUUCACCUUUUUUAUGCUCGCCCCUAAUGCGUUUUGAGUUAUUAUGGGUAUGUUUUAGUAUCACUUCCUGCUUUUCUUCAUACAAACAGCAUGUCGGUCUGACUAAAGGGAAACUGACCUCAGGGUUUCAACUGGAAUCAUGUGAAGAAAGGCAAACCUUUUGAUUAUCACGAUGCAUUUGACCGCAUUUGGAUCAUAAGCAAUAUUCUAAUUUAUGGGACUUCACUUUGAAUUUGGCUGCCGUAUGAACGUCUGCCCAUUUGUUUGCUAGAAUGCCUUUGGUCACGCUCUUUCUGGUAGUAUUUGGAUUUCAAUUUUAUUUCAUAUUAACUUGCGGCAAACAUUUAGCUGUUCCCUCUCCCUGUUUUCCCCCGGUGGGCUUCUUCAUUCAGAGUAGCUGUGGUCAAACCUUGAUGAGAACAUUCUUGUGAUCACUGAUAUAAUUAAAGCUUUUAUUCAACUAAA